AUGGAUGCUUUAAAGACACUGAGAACUGAGAUUGCACCUCUGUGUGUACAUACUAAUAGACUUCAUGAGCUUUCUUCCUUCAUUGUGUCUCCAUCACAGACUGCUCUCGAUGGAACUUCUGAUCAGCGGUUAAGGAUCAGGUCACGUAAAAAAUUACUGGAGGAAUUGAAAACAUUGUUGCCCUCUAUGGUGAUGAUUCCAGAAAAUCGAUUGGUGCUUCUUGUUGAACAGGCUCUUGACUUGCAAAGGGAUGCUUGCAGGUUUCACAACUCCUUGGUUGAGGAAAUGUCAUUGCUCUCCGAUCAUCAGUGUGGAAGAGACCACAUGCCUUCUCAAACUUUACAGAUACUACAAGAACACAGUAAUGAAGUCUGGUUCUUGCAAUUUUCUCACAAUGGAGACUACUUGGCCUCGUCAUCCAGUGAUUGUCUAGUGAUUAUAUGGGAGGUAAAAGAGGAUGGUCGAAUUUCCUUGAAGCAUAGAUUAUCUGGUCACCAGAAACCUGUCUCCUAUAUUUCAUGGAGCCCUGAUGAUUGUCAACUUCUUACUUGUGGAGUAGAAGAGGCUGUUAGACGUUGGGAAACUGGAUCUGGAGAUUGCCUCCACGUAUAUGAAAAAAGUGGCCUCGGUUUGGUCUCUUGUGCAUGGGCACCGGAUGGUAGAAGGAUAUUUUGUGGUGUUACUGACAAAAGCAUCUGCAUGUGGGAUCUGGAAGGGAAAGAGGUAGAGUGUUGGAAAGGGCAAAAAACUAUUAGAAUUUCAGACUUGGGGAUAUCUAGUGAUGGGAAACAGCUUAUUACUGUUUGUAAAGAAAAUAUGAUAUCAUUGUUUGGAUGGGAAUCAAAUUCUGAGAAAUUCAUUGAGGAGGAUCAUACUAUUAUUUCAUUUGAUUUAUCUAAAGACAACAAGUUUUUACUUGUUAGUUUAUCGAACCAAGAACUCCAUCUGUGGAAUAUAGAUGGGAGUGUAAGGCUAGUAGCCAAAUACAAAGGUCACAAGCGUUCUCGUUUAGUUGUGAGGUCUUGUUUUGGUGGACUAGAUCAAGCAUUUAUUGCCAGUGGAAGUGAGGACUCGCAGGUUUAUAUAUGGCACAGGAUCUCAGGAGAGCUCAUUUUUACAUUACCUGGACAUUCUGGGGUUGUCAAUUGUGUUAGCUGGAAUCCAGCUAAUCCUCAUAUGCUGGCUUCUGCAAGUGAUGAUCGGACUAUUCGCAUAUGGGGCUUAAAUCAGGUUGAAAUGACUGAAAAUGGGAAGCAUGGUACCGGCGUCUGCUACUGUAAUGGGGCAACUUGA
This is a messenger RNA of Fraxinus pennsylvanica, 1293 nucleotides long. The record is from the annotation of a GenBank genome assembly. NCBI's taxonomy places the organism in Eukaryota, Viridiplantae, Streptophyta, Magnoliopsida, Lamiales, Oleaceae.